Harpia harpyja (harpy eagle) is the source of this 1507-nucleotide messenger RNA. RefSeq names its product interleukin 17B (gene IL17B). The transcript is spliced from 3 exons. Gene Ontology annotation, molecular function: cytokine activity. The record is from RefSeq and is a predicted model, not a curated record. Gene Ontology annotation, biological process: inflammatory response. NCBI's taxonomy places the organism in Eukaryota, Metazoa, Chordata, Aves, Accipitriformes, Accipitridae. Gene Ontology annotation, cellular component: extracellular region. The coding region runs from base 346 to 909 and encodes 187 amino acids.
AGCAGGGCUGUGACCACGCUGGUGGCACCACCAGAGCCCAAACCCCCUCCCUGGUGCAAGGUUUUGCCCAGCAAGCCCCUCCGGGCUGCCUGGUCCAGAGGGGACCCGCCACCAUCCACAGCCACAGCCGCAGGUGGAGCCAGCACCCGGGGAGAGGCGGCUGGUGGCCGAGUCCCAGACCACGCUGGCCCCUCGCCCUGCUGGCGCAGAGGCUCCCUGGCACCUCGGGGACCAGACACACCUCCGGCAGAGCGGAGCCGGGGGCUGAGGCUUUCCCUUUUUAGCUCCCCGGCUCACUGGUGCCAGCCACACUGCAGGACGGCAGCCGGCAGCCCCUCCGCGGCGAUGGAGCGGACUCCAAACCUGCUUCUCCUCUGCAUCUUCACCUUUGCCAUGGUCCUGGUCCCCGAAGCGAAGGACCAAAGCAAGGCAGCGAAGGGCAGGAGAAGGGGUCUGACGCGGCCCCCCACGGCUGCCCCUGCCCUCGCCUGGGCUCUGGACGACCCCUAUACCACCAUGGCAGACUACGAGCGCAGCAUCCAGGACAUGGUGCGCCAGCUGAGGAACAGCUCUGAGCCGGGAGACACCAAGUGCCAGGUCAACUUGAGGCUCUGGAGGUCCAACCGGAGGAGCCUAUCCCCCUGGGCCUACAGCAUAAACCACGACGCAACACGGAUCCCGGCAGACAUCCCUGAGGCCCGAUGCCUCUGCACUGGCUGUAUCAACCCCUUCACGAUGCAGGAGGACCGCACCAUGGCCAGCAUUCCCAUCUACAGCCGGCUGCCUGUCCGCCGGCUGCUCUGCCAGGUGCUGGACAAGGUGGGGCACAAGCCUUCUGGGAAGAAGUGUCACAAGAAGUACCAGAUGGUCAUGGAGACCAUCGCUGUGGGCUGCACCUGCAUCUUCUGAGGUUGCAAAACUAACCGCUGCAGCUACCUGUGGGCAUCUAACCAGCUUGCUCUUGCUUCCUGAGCUUGUCCAGCCCUCUCGGAGAGGGUCACCAGCUGAGCAUCAGGGUGAGAAGAGCCCUUGUGCAAGGCAAUUCCAGCUCCAAGAGUUCCCCAAAAUUCCCCUGCAGAAUCCAUCAGCCUCAGCCCAAGCAGCCACUUUCGUGACACCCGGUGUGGGGGCAGCCCCUGCAAGUCACCCAGCUACGCAGUCCCACGGCCGGCCUUGCAGCAAGACACUGCCCCGAGCCCCCUCACCUCCAGGGAGGAGCUCAGCAGGGCAGGCUAGGGGAGAGGAGGCAGCUGCCCACCAGUCCCUCCGGCUGGGCAGGAUCAGGCCUCCUCCCUCCCCAAAGUCCCUGUUUGCCUUUGUUCGCUCCAUCGGUGCAGCAGCUCCGGGAGCGCCCAACCCUCCCCAGUCCACCUCCAAGUUCCUCUGCGCUGGGCCAGGCAGCCCAGGGAGCGGGGCAAGCGGACGGUGGUUUGGCAGCUUCUGAGGUCUUCAAUAAAGCGCAUUGCUGGCCCCCGUCUGAGCCGCCCCCUGCCUCGGCCCAUCGCGC